Leishmania braziliensis MHOM/BR/75/M2904 is the source of this 738-nucleotide messenger RNA. RefSeq lists its product as hypothetical. NCBI's taxonomy places the organism in Eukaryota, Euglenozoa, Kinetoplastea, Trypanosomatida, Trypanosomatidae. The transcript has a single exon. Bases 1 to 738 code for a protein of 245 amino acids. The record is from RefSeq and is a predicted model, not a curated record.
AUGUCGCUCUUCUCUCUUCCCCCGGACAAGACGGACCCGCUGCCAGAGCCCGAAGACGCCGAGGCACGGCGACGUACAGGGAGUGAAGACAUGGAGUCUUGUUGCCGCCUUACCGCAGCAGAGGAGCUACGCGGUCACCUGCUGGACUGCGUCAGCCUCUACGCCUCCCGCUUCGAGCACAGCGCCGUCGCUCUCGCGUGCAUUGGGGCGCUUUUUCCGUCGUCGUUGUCAUCAGUACAGGACGACGCACCUCCCGACACCCUGAAGGUGAGCGAAGCGGAGGAUGGUGAGCCGCGCUCGGCAGGUGGCGCCGUUGACGGCUCUACUGUGGCUACCGUAUUGUUCAUUCAUGUUGAGGCCGGAUCGGGCACUUGUCGUGGCGCCGCUGGUGAGGGCGACGGAGAAGCCGCGACAACGCUGCUGGGGGUUGUUGUCGCCUUCCAGUACUGGAGAGGCUUUUCUUGCGUUGCUGAGCGUCGUUACACCUCGGCAGCGGAGGCGCAGGACGAAGCAGCGGCCCUGGCGAGCAUGAGUCUCACCGUGUCUGAGGUGCUGAAGAUGCCGCAGUGGCAGCUAAUUGGCGAGCGAGCGGCGCAAGAAAGCGACCACACCGAUCUCAGCCCCAUCCCGAGGGGCUCUAAUAUGACGCAAUGUUUGGUUGGUGGAGAGAAGACGGUGGCGCAAUAUGGCGCCGCCUACGAGAGCCUCAUGGCGCUCGUGGUGAGCACUUAUCUCUAA